This is a messenger RNA of Jaculus jaculus (lesser Egyptian jerboa), 411 nucleotides long. RefSeq names its product 28S ribosomal protein S36, mitochondrial-like. The record is from RefSeq and is a predicted model, not a curated record. The transcript has a single exon. Lineage: Eukaryota; Metazoa; Chordata; Mammalia; Rodentia; Dipodidae. Gene Ontology annotation, biological process: 2-oxoglutarate metabolic process. The coding region runs from base 1 to 294 and encodes 97 amino acids.
AUGGCGUCCACCACCAAGGUUGUUCAGGUAGCAAAGCCACAUACUCCACUGAUAAAGUUCCCUAACAGAAGAGACAAUCAUAAACUCAGUGUCUCAGAAGCUAUGAGAUCAGCAGGGCUCCUGCCCCACUCUAUAAUCACACAGCAUUCUAAAGGAAGUAAAGCCCCAGAUUUGCUGAUGCAUCAGGGUCCACCAGACACUGCAGACGUAAUCAAAACCUUACCUCAGAAAUACAGAAGGAAACUCAUCUCUCAAGAAGAAAUGGAAUUUAUCCAACAUGGAGGUCCAGAAUGAUCCUUGUGGCUGCUAUUUGUCAUCAGACAAAAGAAUUAUCUUUGCAAUAAAGGACUUCCAAAAACACAAAUGAAAAAUUGUAUAUUAAGCAACCUUAAUAAAUAAAUAUUCUGCACA